Messenger RNA from Filobasidium floriforme, 1630 nucleotides. Its product is annotated as WD40-repeat-containing domain protein. Gene Ontology annotation, biological process: mRNA splicing, via spliceosome. Gene Ontology annotation, cellular component: catalytic step 2 spliceosome; precatalytic spliceosome; Prp19 complex. NCBI's taxonomy places the organism in Eukaryota, Fungi, Basidiomycota, Tremellomycetes, Filobasidiales, Filobasidiaceae. The record is from RefSeq and is a predicted model, not a curated record. The coding region runs from base 56 to 1498 and encodes 480 amino acids. Gene Ontology annotation, molecular function: protein binding. The transcript has 12 exons.
UCUCCAUAUCAGGAUCCUAGUUGGUCUCAAUCUUACAUUCUCUUCAAAGUCGCACAUGUCCAGCGUAAUCCAACCGGCCGCUCCGAGCGGCAACCUGCAAGACGCAACUGCCUCCCGGAGUUUGACACCCCUGGCGGAGCUGGUCGCUCUCUCUGCUAAAAGAACACGAGCUGUCUUUCUCACGGAAAACGGCGAGACAGACUUGGGUGGUCUGGAACGAGCGAACAAGAUCAAGACCGCAUCAAAGCUCUCUCGCGAAUACAGGGAUGUCCAAAUUCUACCGCCUGUACUAGCUGCGAAACAUGGAGCAACUGUCGGUCCCAAACGCGCCGCCGGGCAAGUCGUGCAGGGUGCAACGACGGUGUCGGUGACAGCGUCGGGCCCGGGUCAAAAGCUGAUAGGCGCACCGGGACUCGGCUCUGAGCACGCAGGAGCGGAUCAACAGAAUGAAGCUACUUCGCAAGCCUUGACCUCCUUCCGGCACCAGCAAGGUUACUCGGCUGAGGGUGGCCAAGCGUCAAGCCGAUUGAGCCAAGCUCUGAUGAAGAAAAAGGAGCAGCGUGAAGCAAAGCCCGCUUACCAUGCCCCCUGGAAACUCAAAACGGUCAUAUCGGGGCACCUUGGAUGGGUUCGUUCUGUUGCGGUCGAACCUGGCAAUCAAUGGUUCGCAACCGGUGCUGGGGAUCGUGUCAUCAAGAUAUGGGAUUUGGCCUCGGGUGAACUGAAGCUGUCACUGACCGGCCACAUCUCGCCCGUAAGGGGCUUGGAAGUGUCAUCAAGGCAUCCUUACCUUUUCAGCUGUGGAGAAGACAAGAUGGUGAAAUGCUGGGAUCUAGAGGCGAACAAGGUGAUCAGGCAUUACCAUGGUCAUUUGUCCGGUGUAUACAGCUUGUCAUUACACCCAACGUUGGAUGUACUGGUUACUGCCGGUCGAGAUGCUACAGCUAGGGUCUGGGAUAUGCGAACGAAAUCCAACAUCUUCUCGCUGGCAGGCCAUACGGCUACCGUAGCUGAUGUGAAAUGCCAGGACUCUGAUCCUCAAGUCAUUACAGCAAGCAUGGAUAGUACAGUCCGUCUGUGGGAUUUGGCAGCUGGAAAGACCAUGACGACCCUUACGCACCAUAAGAAGAGCGUUCGAGCACUCGCAAUCGCACCCCACGAGUACAGUUUCGCCAGUGCGAGCGCUGGGGGGAACAACAUCAAAAAGUGGAAAUGCCCCGAGGGUACUUUCGUUCACAACUUCCCAGGGCACGAGGCUAUUAUCAACACCCUCAGCGUAAACGAGGAGGGCGUGCUGUUUUCCGGAGGCGACAAUGGCUCCUUGUCCUUUUGGGAUUAUGAGACUGGUAAACCGUUUCAACAUCUCAACGACAUUCCUCAAAGCGGCAGUCUGGAUUCUGAGGCGGGUGUGUUUUGCUCCACGUUUGACAAGACCGGAACACGCCUCAUCACCGGAGGAGCAGACAAGACGAUCAAGAUCUAUGCCGAACAAGCGUAAUGUAAUUCCCGUCACGUGAAAAAAGUUUGUCGCUUGGUUCCGCCUACGGGGAGCACGCCGUGACGAUCUUGACUUGGUUGUACAAUAUAAAUCACCGCACGACGACCGACAUGGCCCGCUAGAUAGGGGGUG